Anopheles moucheti is the source of this 822-nucleotide messenger RNA. RefSeq lists its product as uncharacterized. NCBI's taxonomy places the organism in Eukaryota, Metazoa, Arthropoda, Insecta, Diptera, Culicidae. The record is from RefSeq and is a predicted model, not a curated record. Gene Ontology annotation, molecular function: carbohydrate binding. The transcript has 2 exons. Bases 1 to 729 code for a protein of 242 amino acids.
AUGACUCAAGAACAUGCUCAGCUUCCUGAAUAUCUGGUGUUUAUGAAACAGUUCUCAGUGCAGGUACAGAUAAGGGAGCCAGCCGGAAUCAUGAUCUGGACAAGGAAUAGCCCGCUGAUUGAGAUGUUUGGGUUGGAAUUGCAUGUCGGGCGAAAAAAUCACAGCCACGGGGAACCACACUGGGAUAGAGAGUUGCUAGUCAACACAUCCACUAUUGUGGAUGGGAAAUUCCUCAUUCGGGACGAUAACAUGGUGGUGAAACAGGGAGAAAUAAUUCGUUACCGUUUUUCGGUUCUGCACAAGAAAACUCUAUCGCAUAGCAAUUUCCGACGAAUCAUUGUCACGGAUUACCUUUUCCAUCGGCCGAAGAACAGCUAUUGCUUCUCACAAUGUCUCGCCAAUGACCAGGAACAAGUUCAUCGGGAGAUCGCACAUGUGAAGGACAUCCUGGAGCAGAAGAUAAUGCAGUGCAUCGGAUCGCAAGCUUCGAAGUAUUUGUUCUUUCCGCUGGAGAAUACAGACAAGUUGGUUUCGGAUCCGGAACUGUACGUAAAGUAUCGUUUAUGGCACGUUGAUGCACUUAAACCGUUAGUUAGCAACGUGGUCACAACCUAUCUUGCCCACAAUGGUGUUGGAUUUGAAAUGUAUUCAUUAAUCGAUAAAUUGAAGGUACUAGAGUUAGGUGAAGGCUAUCUGGACGUGGUUGAUUUGGAUAAUCAAUUGAAUUAGAAUAUAGGCUGUUAGCAAACUAGUCGUAAUGGCGAAAGACUGGCUAGAAGCAACAUUCGAUCGUCUUAAAUAGAUGUAUUUCCGGAAACUAUU